Molecule: messenger RNA, 1042 nt
Organism: Cucumis sativus (cucumber)
Lineage: Eukaryota; Viridiplantae; Streptophyta; Magnoliopsida; Cucurbitales; Cucurbitaceae
Exons: 1
Coding region: 109-588 (159 amino acids)
Source: RefSeq, a predicted model, not a curated record
UUGUUUUUACUUACAUUCACAAAAUACACUCUCUCUUCUCAUUUUCAUUUCCCAGUUCCCACCCUUUCCUCUUCUCCAUUUCCCUCCUCCGGCCCUCAUUCCACCACCAUGUCUUCCGUCGUCCACACCUUCACCAAGACUCGCUCCUUUCUCCCCUCCAGACCCCUCCCCGAUGCACUCCCCCUCUCUCACACCGACUCCCCCUCCGACCAAACCCUCCGCCGCCGCCUCUCCUCUCUUUCCCUCCGCAUUCAGCCAAUCUCCUCCCCUGCCACUGCUUGGGCCAUUCGAAAAUCCAAGUCCAUGUCCUCAUUCGGAGAUCUCGCCGGCUCCUCCGUCAGAAAGUGGUGGGACUGGGGCUGGGCUUGGAUCCUUUCUCGCAAACCUAUCUUCGCUAAAGAUCUGGAGAUGAACGAAGAGGAAUCCAAAAUCCUUGGAUCUCAAAACAGAGGUAGUUGGAAACACGUCUUCUUCAAGUUCAGAUCCGAAAUCAGAAAGCUCAUUGGCUCUGAUGUUGCCCUCCCCCAAACUACCCCCAACUAUCGAUCCUUCAAUUUCCCCAACAACAAUAGCGGAAUCAGAACCUAAUUAAUCGAUCUCUCAUCCUUCUUUGCCCUUCUUCCUCCAUUGAUUUUGUAUCCAAUUGUUCUUUUUGUAUCGCGUAAUAUCAUGCCGAUGAAUUCGAAGAUCGAUUAGGGUUCCAAUUUGACGAUGCCGCAUUGCUCUGGAUCCAACCAAAAUUAGGUGGUAUAGAACAACUUAAAUAGCUUAGGGAUAUGGUUGUCAUUAUUUAGAUGCUUAUAUUUUUACGUGCUAUUUUUUUUUAUAAUUUUUUUUUUUUACUUUGGUGGAUUUAAUUUUGUACAACGAUGCUGUUAUUUUUUCUGUAUUGUAUUGUAUUUUACUUUCAAUUCUUUUUCUUUUUUCUUUUUUACUACGGAGGGUUAAAUGUAAAAAUAUUGUUGUAUUACUAUUAUUAUUGUCGUUAUUAUUACAACCUUUAGUGUUGUGUUGUUAAACUGGUUGUUCAGCAUUCAUAAAA